Messenger RNA from Amphiprion ocellaris (clown anemonefish), 2521 nucleotides. RefSeq lists its product as uncharacterized. Gene Ontology annotation, molecular function: RNA binding. Gene Ontology annotation, biological process: protein polyubiquitination; regulation of double-strand break repair. Lineage: Eukaryota; Metazoa; Chordata; Actinopteri; Pomacentridae. The record is from RefSeq and is a predicted model, not a curated record. The transcript has 6 exons. Gene Ontology annotation, cellular component: nucleus. The coding region runs from base 326 to 970 and encodes 214 amino acids.
UGACGUCAUUGCUGUGCGCCUCGUGUUUACAGACAACCGUCAGAAAUUCUGCAGCCGUUUUUAACGCAUCACACGGGAGUGAUAUUUUAUAUUUUAAGGCACGGGUAAACGCGGAGCCCGACCAGAGUAAACAGCAAGAGCCUUGUAGAGAAAAUCUGCAUUUUUGGAUGCCGAUUUCGUGCAGUGUUUUGUGGAUGUUGUCCAGGUGCUGAUGUGAUUGGAGGAUGUGAACCGAAAAGUUGUCAGAGGUGAAAGUCUAAUUUAAAAGUUACAGUCCGGUUUAGCAUGGCAGGUGGAACCAGUAAGUUGAUGUAAGGAGCUGAGCAUGGAGGAUGAAGAAGAUCUGGAGACACUUGGUGAGCAGCUGUACUCUCUGAUUUACCCCAAACACAAAGAGGAUGCUGGGAAACUUACAGGGAUGUUACUGGAGCUGCCAGGUCCUGUGCUGAGUCAGAUGCUACAGGAUGAGUCCCUGCUGAUGGCAGCUGUGGAGAAAGCCCUCAGAGCCCUGCAGCUGCCACAGGAACCCUGCAAAGUAACGUGUAAGGAUGAGGAUGACGUGUCUGUGUCAUCUGACUCUCUGGGCGAGCAGCUGUUUGAGCUGGUGGACGUCUACAACACUGGACACUCACAGAAAAUCACAGGAAUGUUGCUGGAGCAGCACAAAGAUGCCGUGUUAAACCUCCUUUCAGACCCCAAAGUGCUGGAGGAGCAGGUGACCCUCGCCCUGAAGACACUAAAGGAGCAGAAUGUGGAGGAGACUGACGUCAGUGACUCAUCUGAGGCUGAUGAUACUGACAAGCUGGGAGAGAAGCUCUUCUUGCUGGUGGAGGAAAUUGAUCCACUUCAUGCAAAUGAUAUCACAGGUAUGUUGCUGGAGAUGGCGCCAGCUGCCCUCCAACAGCUGCUCACUGACCACACAGUUCUGGAAAAUGCUGUUCAGAAAGCACAAGGAGCACUGGAAACUUAGAACUGAGCUUUCUGUACUCCAGUAACACUUGACGAACACAAAAACACAUUAAUGAUUAUUGAUGAACUAAGAUGAUAUAAGACUGGUAAGAGGUGACAAGUCACUGCAGGAGAUCCUGGUACUACAAGCUACUGAUUUCACAAUCAGCCCUCUUUGUUGUGUAUGGACUGAGGAGAAAGUGUGAGUGGAGUCUGAAGAGCUUUUUUGCCAACUCAAACAAAGUUUUCCGCCUCUGAUAUGGAAGCACUGAUGAUCUUUCUCAGAUAAACGGACUGAUUAUGUGCCAGUGUCUAUUGAAAAACGAUGAUUUACCAUUGUUGUUUCACCUGAAAGCCAAACCUCCACAACAAGAGUUGAAUCCAACUGAUACUGGAAUUUUGGAGCCAGCACAGAUUUUAGGAGGUAAAAACAAAUCUUUAGAAGUACUUUACGUAUGUGCUUGAGUUAUACUGAAAAGGAGAAAUGACGGCAUCGUUUAUUAACUUGCAAUUAAGCUAUUUUAAAAUCUAGUUAUCAACUUACUGUGAGGACUCCCCAUCACCGCCUGCUCAGCUAUGAUGCAUGCUCUGCUGCAUGUGCUGCAGUCAGUGCUGAGAGUGUUGUGAUCAACGGAGUCAGAGCUGCUCUGCUGGACGAACUACUGUUGUGUUCAGUUCAGUGGCUGCAUCUUUCUAACGCUGCAUUUCGAGAGUUCUUUUAAAUGCAGCUAAAAAUUUGUCCUUCUUCUCCCGGCCUGCAAAGGACUUAAUGGGUGGAUUCGUCAUGGCCCAGCCUAUCCCAAGAUCUGGUGCAUGUUCCAGUGGAUUUUAGAGACAAUGGCAGGCUCUGCAGGCUAUACUUCAGCAGCUGAAGAUUACACUUUUAAAUGCAAGUAUUUCCUCCACUAUAUGAUAAAACUACAAAAAACAGAACAAUCUAAAUUUCCAGCUCCAUUUUGUCCAGAUGUUCACUUCAGCUGUCAAUGUUAAUGGGCAACAGGAGCAGCAAAUGCAAGGAAAAUGAAGAGAACAGGUGGGGAUGCCAGUAGAGAGUUCUCUAUAGUCUGACUGUCUAAUUUAACAACACUGAGUUCGACAAUCGCAUCCUUCAAAGGUGAUCAGGCUCUAAACAUGAGAUCAGAAUUCCUGUCAAGUCACCAUUAUAUAUACAGAACAUUUAAAAGAACAGACGUUGACCUGAAGUGCUUUCCAAUAGAGAAAUAAGAUUAAUGUAACAAACUGACCUGUCACUUGAUGAAACUGUUUACAGUGAGCCUUAAGGGAAGAUUUUCUUGUCAGGUUCUACAGCAGGGGUGGGCAAUUAAUUUUCAUACGGGGCCACAUGAGAAACUUUGACGGUUGUUAAGGGCCGGACCAGUACAUUUAAAAGCUCUGCUCAAUAUAUAUCUCAAUAAAAACAGUAAAUGAAACAAUACAAUGAUAUAAUGAAAAUGUGGAACACAGAACACAAGUAUUUAAUGAAAGAUUUUGUUUUUUCAUUCAAACUAUGAUUGCUGCCUAUUGAGUUGUAGAUAUUUACUAUCAUAAAGACAUACUUAAAAUGUGAAACUGA